GGUCUCUCUUGACCAAACACCCAAGCUAUUCAAUCAAUCCAAUCGUCCUUCCAUCACUGGAAUAAAACAUUAAACAUCCAAGCACUUACGUGCAGCAUUUACUGAUUUAGGAGUAAUUUGGAUGUGCUCCCAGAAAAAGCACUGGUGGAAGUGCCCUUGAUGAAGCCGUGAGUACAAGCACAGAAAUGUAAUUUCAUGCUGGGUUUUCUGAAUUAAGCAUACCAAUGGGGACAGAAAUGGGAGCGCUGUACAGCAACAUUUCACUUCAAGCACAAAUGGACUUUUCUACAUACUGGGAUUAGUUUAAUUCCACACUGCACAAUGCAUUUGAAAUGUGACAAUUUGAACUUCUUGUACAGUUAAAAAAAGGAUUGGAAUUGGAUGGUUCAUUCUCCACUUUGAAGCAGGUUUUCUGCUUGAAUUAGGAUGAAAUGGACAGCUAAAAAUCUUGUAAAUGGACUCUUUUAAAGCCAGGGUAAAGAGCUACAUGUGUACCAUCUCUUAAUGUUGAACUGAAGGUGCUUUGAACUGAGAAGUUGUGGAUUUAUAGUUGGAAGAAGGAACCCAACAUUGGAAGUCUUCAACUUUACAUUUGGAUCUAUUAGGUAAUGCUAUUGUGUACAAACAAGCACAGCCUUUCAUUUGAGAAAAAGACGGACAGAUAGAGAUGAUCUAAAAGCUUCAUGCUCUGAAGGGGUCAGGGGCCAGACAUCAGGAUGGGGUGUAACAUGUGUGUGAUGCAGAAGCCUGAGGAGCAAUACCGGGUCAUGUUCCAGAGGGGGCAAAUAAAUGGCAUGCUGUGUUCUUUAAAUGGGGAGGUUGGAUUUAAGGUGAACAGUAAAGAUUUAUCUCAAAUGUCUCGAGAGCAGACUCUGCAUGCGCUGCACUGUAGGCAAAACAUGAGGUGGUGUCAAAAGAGGAAAGCAGGUGUUCCGGAAGUCGUCGGUGGGACGAUGGUAACGACUGACUGUGUGGACAGUGGGACACAGACAGAUAUUAGUUUCCUGCACAUGGUGACGUUAGGUAGACCUGUUCAUCACAACAGACCAGUGUCACCGCCAUCACCUCCACUUCCAUCAGUGCCAGAACUCUACUUAUUCAACCAUCUCCCUCCAAUGGACCAUGUGUACUAUGACCCAACGGACUACUUCGACAUCAGUCAACAUGAGGUGGACAGACAAGAUGACCUGGAGUAUGAGGAAGUUGAACUCUAUAAAUCUUGCCAGCAAGAUAAACUAGGUUUAACGGUGUGUUAUCGCACUGAUGAUGAAGAGGAUCUGGGGAUUUACGUGGGUGAGGUCAACCCCAAUAGCAUUGCAGCUAAGGAUGGCCGAAUCCGUGAAGGAGACAGAAUAUUACAGAUAAAUGGAAUGGAUGUUCAGAACAGACGGGAAGCCGUGGCCAUCCUGACCAGAGAGGACAGCACCAACAUCUCUCUGCUACUAGCACGACCAGAUAUUGAGAAUGAGGCAGAUGACCUGGAUUUGGAGUUGGGUGUUGACCUGGAUCUAAAGGACUUGCAUAACACUUCUAACUUACCCAGCCCUGAGCAUCGUAGUAAAACCAGUUCCUUGCUCUGUGACAUCAACAGAAUCCGAGCAGGUCAGCCAAACUUGUGGCACACCGUACUCAAUAACAGCCAAGAGCUGGACAGCGGGGUGGGUCGCACAGAUGAAAGCACACGCUGUGAGGAGUCCUCUGAACAUGAUCUACUGGCUGAUGAUGCCACCAGUGUAUGCACGACCAACACCACCAAUACACCUGGCAGUAUGCGCAAGUUCCGCGCUGCUCCACAUGGAUGGGAAUCCCACUACAGCAACGACGCACUGCUGGGGCCAGAUGGAGUGGGACCAGGCGAUCAUGGGGUUCCAGAAUCAUUGGGGUCAGUGCCAAGCAAAGUGCUGAUGCCAAGGUUAACGGAAGAGGAAUAUGAACGUUACUGUGAGCUACUGGAGCUCCGACACCUUUACGAGAAGAACAAAAAUGCACUUCUUUUUAAUGGAAGGCACCUUGGAGCAGGAGGCGGUGUUCCAUUAGAUAUGAACUGUAAGGAGAGUCUAUUGCAGCAUGAUAUUGCUGUUCUAGAGGAGGAAAUUCAUCAUCUGGAGUUUAAGUGGCGUAAUGUUUUGCGGAUUCAAAAGAUGCAGCAGUUGCGCCAGCGUUGCUUGAAGGUCUGGCCAGCUGAUGAAGAGAAGGAUGAUGAAAAGGGGGCAAAGGCAAGAUGUGGAGGUGCUGAGGUGCUACAUCAUGAUCUGUCAGACAUCAAUGAGAUUCCAGAAAGGGAACGCUCGGACAAGGAGAGUACAAGUGCCUAUAAUACUGGUGGGGAAAGUUGUAGAAGCACGCCUCUGGCAAGUGAACGGCACCCUUCACCAUCUGCGGCUGGAGAUUCCAGUGCGUCUGCAACCAUGCGACCAUGGACACCACAUCACAGAACAAAUACAAGCAGGGAAAAUAAUCUUAACCUGCCUUCUUCAUCAGAUACCAAAAGGAAGAAUGGAGAAACAGGGGAAACCAGAAACUCUAGUCCAGCAACAAGGCUUCGGUCAUUCUCUCGGAAUGACUGCAGCAGUAGGAAGGGCUUGGAUGGAGCAAGCAAGAAAUCCCAUGCAAAUGGGACUCUGUCUUCUGGGAUUACAAAAGGGAGGAGGAGUGCAGAGAACAGUCCGUAUCUAUCCCGUCGCCGUUGCGGGAACACACUGCCUCCACGUUACCAGAGUUGCAUGCAGUUGAGGGACAUGUCGGCCACUGAUAGUUUAGAUGUCACGAACACCUUUGAAGAGGUUCCUGCUCACCCGAAUACUAUGACUUGCAUAAAUAGAGACUCCGCAGCUGCCCCUGCAAGUUCUAUGAUUAUGCCACCACCUCCAUCUUUACCUCGAAUGGAAUGGAAGGUCAAGACCCGCAGUGACGGCUCACACUAUGUUGCUAAACGUCCAGUUAGAGAUCGUUUACUGAAAGCCCGUGCCAUGAAAAUUUGUGAGGAACGCAGUGGGAUGACCACGGACGAUGAUGCGGUCAGUGAAAUGAAGAUGGGACGCUACUGGAGCAAAGAGGAACGCAAGCAGCAGCUGCUGAGAGCUCGCGAGCAACGGCGCCGCCGUGAGUUCAUGAUGCAGAGUCGACUGGACCUCUUGCGAGAGAAAGAGAAGGAGCAAGAUUCUGGGCCGCAGGGACAGGCUUCCAUACUUGAGCUGAGCCAAAAAAAGAGCACGAAGAAACGCAGCCGACGGAUCCUGGACAAUUGGAUCACAAUUCAAGAACUCCUGGCUCAUGGGACCUGUUCAUUAGAUGGAAAGAAAGUGUACAACACUUUGCUUUCUGUGACCACUGUUUGAUAAGCGGAGUCAGAACAGUCAGACAAAAUGAAAGGCUAAAUUUAAAUAAAAUCAAGGGGGUACAAAAAUUUGUGUCUAGGAGGCAACCGUCAGGCUGCGAAAAGUGUUGUGAGAGUCGAAUGCAACACUCACACACUGGGUUUAUUUGGAGUCCCAUAGAAACCCUACACCUACCCUUUUCCCAAAACCUAACCCUAACCUUUACCCUAACUUGAGUUACAGCAAAUGCGAUCCUCACGAGACUUUCCCUGCCUGACUUCUAGACAUGACAAAAGAAUAAGAGACAUUUUAACUAAGAGAUAAGUUUAGGUAUUUGGAUUACAAAUUAUACCAAUGAUUUGCUGCUGUCCAAUUAAGAUGCUUAAAAGUUUAAUAAACAAAUAAUGGAGAUGGGUGUAAAUGUAUGCUAAAAAGAUACAUAAAGGUACAAUGGCAAGUGAAUGUAAACUUUUUGUAAUUAACAAACUCUGGAAGCAGCACUCUAUUCCAAUAAAUUGCUUUUGAUGCUCGAAAUUUCAAAGUCACGUGCACAGGCAGACUGUUACAAAGUGAAAAGCAGCAGUGGUCUUAAGCAUUUGCAAACAAUAGUAGAACUUUUUCAAGAACACUUUUCAAUGUACAAACAUUUAUAGAUAACAUCUUAAACCGGUCCAAGAUUGUUUGCUGGUCUUAACUGGUCUCCCAGCCUGGUCAGUUUUGCUAGUUGUAAAGGGGUUAAGGGCACUUGUCAACUGGUCAGAGAUAACCUGGCUGACCAGCUUGGCCAGGCUGGAAGAUCAACUAGACCAGCUGAAGAACAGUCUGGGAGACCAGUUCAAUAGAUUUAAGACCAGUAAACAAUCUUAGGCUGGUUUAGCUGUUUUUUUUUUUUUUUUCUUUUUUCUCUCUUCAGCAGGAAAGGGAAAAAAUAUAAUUUUAUUUGAGAAAAUGACUGCAGGUUGACUAACUGGUGAUGGGUGAGGAAUUUUCUGUCGUUAUUUUUGGCUGAAUGUGUGAAUUAGAAAACAGUUGUCAAUAUCAAGCAUAACUUGAUUUCAUAAUUUUAGAUGCACAUGAAUCAUAGAACAACUAAAAAGCACACAAACAGCAAAAUGUACACACAAGAUUCAGCACACAAAUAAGCACAACAAAUGAUAAUGUAAUACACUGAUAUUGUCCAAAGAUCAUGUGAUGCAAUGAUUGUAUAAUUUUGAGAUAAUUGUCAACUCAAGGAAGAAAUGGGAUAUUCCUGUCUUAAAUAAAUGAUUUUGUUGUCAGCUUGCAAAAUCACAUUUGAAACCAUACCCUUAAUAUUGUAAACAUUUUGCAUGAUGUGUUGAAGAAAUUUUAUAGGGCUUUUCACGCUGCAAUUAACCUGGGUUAUUGUCUUUUUAAACCCGCUUUCAACCACGGUUAAAACAAUGUUUCACACUUGUAAUUUUGAAAGGGGUUUAGCACCGCUUUUAACCCAGGGUUAUACUAGCACCUCAUUUGUGGGGUUAACCCCACAAUGGGGUGCCAAAGGUAUACAGUGUGAAAAGAUGCGGUGAUAGAAUGUUACUGAAAGUUUUUUAGCAACACACAACCAAUCAAUGCUUCAGUGCUUACCCUAUUUAAUAUUCAUGCACUUUUGUACAGUCAAAAAAAACUUUCAUGUGCUGUUUACAUUCUCGCAACGGACACAACCAGCCAAUGGAUCUGCUCUUCUGUUUAAAUGUCGCCAAGCAAAUCAGCUGUUUGUCUUUUGUCUUCUGAAACAUACUAUAAAAACACACGGCACAGGAAUUCUGUCUCUUCAUCACGGCAGUUCUCGCCUUUGCCAUAAUUCUUUGACAUUUUUCAGGUUUCCCUCAGACGGAGAAGAAAAAACAGCAUGGAAACGUUUAUGCUACUGUAUAGAGUGCAUGAAUAUUAAAUCAUGUAAGCACUUAGGCAUUAUAUGAUUCGUUGUCUUUAGCUAAACAACUUUCUGAAACAUUUUAACAUUACAUUGUUUCACAUUAUCCUUGCUCCUGAGCAGGGUUUCAUAACCCCAUUCAAACUUACAAGUGUGAAACGUUGCUCUACCCAGGGUUAAAAGCGGGGUUUAAAAGAUGAUAACCCUGGGUUAAGCGCAGUGUGAAAAGCCCUCCUAUGUUGUGUGAAACUGUUGUGAUGUUGUUGUGUCUUCUAUAAUAUUUGUCGUAAGGACACUACUAUAUUGUGUCUAAAUGUUAAUUUAACAUCUUGCAGGUAUAAAAUGAGGGAAUUUUUUUAAUAAAACCUUU
Myxocyprinus asiaticus (Chinese sucker) is the source of this 5584-nucleotide messenger RNA. Its product is annotated as PDZ domain-containing protein 4. The coding region runs from base 717 to 3338 and encodes 873 amino acids. The record is from RefSeq and is a predicted model, not a curated record. Gene Ontology annotation, molecular function: protein binding. The transcript has 8 exons. NCBI's taxonomy places the organism in Eukaryota, Metazoa, Chordata, Actinopteri, Cypriniformes, Catostomidae.